AUGGGAAGGGGAAGGCCGAAGAAAAUCGUUACUACACACAUUCCAGUGGAAGCUUCAGCGUCUCAGACUCCAGUUCAAAAAUCCAAUCAUGAUCAGAAAAGUGUUCAGGAAGAAACUCCGAUGGAACAGUGGCCGAUAUUGACGAAUAUGAAGGAGAAGGGACAAACUUCAGGGAUGAGAACGGAACAAGCUAGUAUAACUCAAUUAGAAGCAGUGAUAGCACAUGCAGAUACUAAUUCAAGUGGAAAAAGGAUAAUUGAACAGAAUAAUCGAGCAAUUACCAAGGAAGCAGAGAAGCAGGGAGAAGGUGAUGUAGCUGGAAAAGGAUCAGAAAAAUGGGCGAAUCUAUUCGUAGGUUCAACUUUUGCAGCAAAAGGUAUGGAUCUGAGCUAUAUUCCGCCUACUAUCAGAAAUGGAGAAAUAACAGUUGAAUUAUGCAAAGAAGAGGUAGAAGAGGAAACUCAAAAGUGGAAAUUAGCUUUAAUUUUGUAUGUUGUGGGGGGUAGUCCGUCAAUUGGUGCAAUGGAGAGAUAUAUAGCUUCGAUGUGGAAUUUUGUUGCAAAACCUAAAGUCUACUUCCAUAACGAUGGGUAUUUUUUGGUGAAAUUUAAUUCGAUUGAAGAUCGGGAUGAGGUAUUGUACUCUGGGCCACACAUGAUGAAUAAUAAGCCAAUUAUAGUGAAAGUGUGGUCAGCUGAUUUUGAUUUAAACAAAGAAGUUCUGCAGACCAUACCAGUGUGGGUGAAAUAUCCAAAUUUACCUUUGAAUUGCUGGGGUAAGAGAUCACUAAGUAGGAUUAGUAGUGGAUUGGGAGUACCUUUGUAUGCAGAUGCAUGUAUUACACAAGUUGACAGGAUCUCAUAUGCUAGGGUGUUAGUGGAGAUGGAUGUGACAAAAGAGCUACCAAAAUCAGUUAAAGUAACUGAUCCUAAUGGGAGAGAGUUUAUGCAAGUAAUUGAAUAUGAUUGGGUGCCGGAAUUCUGCACAAAAUGUAUGCAGGUGGGACAUCAAUGUAGAAGGACAGACCAGCCAAACAUAAGGAAUAAGAACAUAAAACAGAAACAGGAAUGGCAACCAAAAGGGAUACCAAAAGUAAAUGAAGGAGAGGAGAGGAAAACAGUGCAAGGGGAAAACACAAGUAAGGAGAUAAUAAAUAAUCAGGUGGAGAGUCAUAAAGGGAAGGAGGAACAACAAUGGCGAACAGCUAUAGGAAGAUCAGUAGCAAAGAUAAGGGAUAAACAGCAGACAGAAGUAGUGACCAUAUUGAAUGGUUUCAACUUGCUUGCAGAAUCUUUGAUGUCAUACAAAGAAGGAGAAGGUAGCAGUAGACAGAGAAAGGAUACAGGACAAGGGGGAGCACAAGUUAUUAGGAGAAUAGCUCCAGGAUGGAAGUAUAUAGAUAACUAUGAGCAGAGUAGUAAAGGGAGAAUAUGGAUAGCAUGGGAUCCCAACGAAAUAGAAUGUAAAGAGGUGUGUAAAACUGAACAACUGAUCCAUUCCAGAAUAUAUGUGAAGAGACUAGAUACUCAGAUUAACUUUACUGCAGGGGAAGAUAGACCAGUGGGAAGUCCUGUCCAAGAAGCUGAGGUUAGAGAUUUCAAUGAUUUCAUGAUAAAUAAUGGGUUAGCUGAAUUAAAAAAUAGUGGAAGAAGGUAUACAUGGACUAAUGGGAGCACUUAUAGUAAGAUUGAUAGGGCAAUUGUUAAUACAGAUUGGUUACUCUCAAUGGUACAGAAUGAAGUGUGGGUUAUGGAUCCUCAUAGUUCAGACCAUUCUCCUAUGAGUAUUGAACUGGAGGUACAGGAAGAAAAGAAUGCAAAGCCUUUUAAAUUCCUAAAUCAUCUAGCUGAGCAUGACAAUUUUCUGAAGACUGUUGAUGAAGUUUGGAGUCAAUCUUAUGGAAGACAGAAAAUGUGGAGUGUAUGGCAAAAAAUGAAGAAAGUAAAGCAAGCAAUGAAGGAGUUGAACAAGGCAGAAUAUAAUGGUGCAGAGGUGAAGGUCAAGGAAUGUAGACAGAAAUUGAUAGAAUUGCAGAAACAAAUGAGGACCCCAGGGCAAAAUAGACAACUAAUAGAAGAGGAGAAAGAAGCAAAAAUACAACUGGAAAAAUGGUCACAAAUAGAGGAGAGUAUUAUGAAGCAGAAGUCUAGAAUUAAAUGGUUGCAAUUAGGGGAUGCAAAUACUGCUUACUUCUUUGCCAGCAUGAAGAGUAGAUGCAAUCAAAACAAAAUUAGAAGAUUGAUAAAAAGUGAUGGCAGCUUUGCAUACACAAAGAAGGACAUAGAGGAAGAGGUGAUAGGUUUCUAUAAGCAACUCUUGGGGACUUCAGCAGAUGAACUACCAGCAGUCAAUCCAGUAGUAAUGAAAGAUGGUCCAAAGGUGAACAGAAUACAACAGAUGCAGCUAGUAGCAGAGGUGACUAAGGAGGAAAUAUAUCAAGCUUUGGAAGGCAUCAGUGAUAUGAAAGCUCCAGGUUGUGAUGGUUUUAAUGCAGUUUUCUUUAAAAAAGCUUGGCCAGUGAUAGGAGAAGAGAUUACAAAUGCAGUGCUAGAGUUCUUUGAAGAAUCUCAAAUGUGCAAACCAAUCAAUGUUACAACAGUUACCCUCAUACCAAAGGUGAAAGAUCCUGUCAAAAUUUCUGAGUAUAGACCUAUUUCCUGCUGCACAAUUCUAUACAAAAUUAUAUCCAAGGUUCUAACUAACAGGCUAAAGGAUAUCAUGGAUGAUAUAGUGGAUAAAAACCAGGCUGCAUUUGUUCCUGGUAGGCUGAUUAAUGAUAAUAUAAUACUAAGUCAUGAAUUAGUUAAAGGAUAUAAUAGGAAAGGGGUAUCCCCUAGAUGCAUGAUGAAGAUAGACAUGAAGAAAGCUUAUGACUCAGUGGAAUGGAGAUAUCUAGAACAAGUCCUAACUUGCUUGCAAAUACCUGAGAAGUUCAUACAGUGGAUCAUGCAAUGUACUACCACAGUAUCCUACUCCAUCCUGAUCAAUGGUGCACCUACAGAACCUUUUAAAGCUAAGAAGGGACUUAGGCAAGGAGACCCCUUGUCACCUUAUCUCUUUGUGAUAGUUAUGGAAUACUUAACAAGACUGCUAAAGACUCUCAGAAAGAAUCCAGACUUCAACUACCAUCCAAAAUGCAGCAAGAUGAAUAUUAUUCAGUUGAGCUUUGCAGAUGACCUAUUGCUGUUUAGUAGGGGAGACAGGAUGUCAGUACAGUUGGUAUUUCAAUGCUUUCAACAAUUCUCAGAAGCAUCAGGGUUAAUAUAUAAUAGAGAGAAAAGUUCUAUAAUAUUUGGAGGAGUCAGGGAAGAGCAGCAACAACAGAUAUUAGAUGAUCUGGGAUUUGUCAAAGGGGAACUACCAGUGAGAUAUCUAGGAGUGCCUCUUAGCACUAAGAGGUUAUCCUUGAUUUUUGUACUUCCAAAGAAGCUGAUCCACACAAUUGAGAAAGUUUGCAGAACUUUCUUAUGGACUGGGAGAACAGAAGAAUCCAGGAAAGCUCUAGUGGCUUGGGAAACUUUGUGCAAACCAAAGGCAGCUGGUGGUUUAAAUCUGCUAAAUGUUGAAGCCUGGAAUAAAGCUGCAAUUUGCAAAUUGAUGUGGAAUUUGUGCAAAAAGAAAGGUAGGUUAUGGGUGCAGUGGGUGCAUGUGUAUUACAAGAAACAGAUAGCAGGGUGGAAUAUUGAAGCAAAACAAGCUUCAUGGAUAAUUCAGAAGAUUUUCAAAGCUAGUCAAUACUUUGAGGAAGCUGGAUAUAAGGAAGACGAUAUGGAGAAGACGGAGAGCUUUUCAGGGAUAAGCAGGAAAGCAAUGCAAUGGAAUGAAGAGCUAAACUGGGCAGUCAAAUAUUACAAAGGAAGAAGCAUAAAAGCAGAACUUUACUUGCAGAAGCGGGAUACCAUGUAUGGCAGGAAAGGAACAACAGAAUUUUCAGAGGUGUGA
Molecule: messenger RNA, 3942 nt
Organism: Nicotiana attenuata
Lineage: Eukaryota; Viridiplantae; Streptophyta; Magnoliopsida; Solanales; Solanaceae
Exons: 5
Coding region: 1-3942 (1313 amino acids)
Source: RefSeq, a predicted model, not a curated record